AAGGAGCGGAGCCGCUGCUGCUCAAUGGCGGAAAAGCCGCCGGUGUUCUGACCGACUUGUCCCCCUAGCAGUUGCGGGGGAGUUUCCUGCCGGCGCGGCUGGAGUCUCUGUUUCUCAGGGUUCGGUGUCUGGAAAAUGCUCCAGAGAGACGAGGCUGCGGCGGAGGAGGUGGCGGCGGCGGCGGCAUCGGCAACGGCGCUAGGGUGGAGAGAAGGCGGCGGCGGCGGCGUGAGAGGACCGACGGUGUAAACAGCCCCAAAGGCGGCGGCGGCGGUGGCCGAGACCCCGAGGGGGAAGCCGCGUCUGAGGCAGGGUCCCGCCUCCGUUGGAAACCUGGGCUGAGCGCAGCCGAGGGGUGCUCAGCGCCGGGCGCGAGCGAGACGCCUUAGACCUCGCCUCCCUCCCUCGCUUCAGAUUCAUUACUAAACAUGGGUGCAUUUUUGGAUAAGCCCAAAACUGAGAAACAUAAUGCUCACGGUGCUGGGAAUGGGUUACGUUAUGGCCUGAGCAGCAUGCAAGGAUGGAGAGUGGAAAUGGAAGAUGCACACACAGCUGUUGUAGGAAUUCCUCACGGCUUGGAAGACUGGUCAUUUUUUGCAGUUUAUGAUGGUCAUGCUGGAUCUCGAGUGGCAAAUUACUGCUCAACACAUUUAUUAGAACACAUCACUAAUAAUGAAGACUUCAGGGCAGCUGGAAAAUCAGGAUCUGCUUUUGAGCCUUCAGUGGAAAAUGUCAAGAAUGGUAUCAGAACUGGCUUUUUGAAAAUUGAUGAAUAUAUGCGUAACUUUUCAGACCUCAGAAAUGGGAUGGACAGGAGUGGUUCAACUGCAGUGGGAGUUAUGAUCUCUCCUAAGCAUAUUUACUUUAUCAACUGUGGUGAUUCACGUGCUGUGCUAUAUAGGAAUGGACAAGUCUGCUUUUCUACCCAGGAUCACAAACCUUGCAACCCAAGGGAGAAGGAGCGAAUCCAAAAUGCAGGAGGCAGUGUAAUGAUACAACGUGUUAAUGGUUCUUUAGCAGUGUCUCGUGCUUUGGGGGACUAUGAUUACAAGUGUGUUGAUGGCAAGGGCCCAACAGAACAACUUGUUUCUCCAGAGCCUGAGGUUUAUGAAGUUUUAAGAGCAGAAGAGGAUGAAUUUAUCAUCUUGGCUUGUGAUGGGAUCUGGGAUGUUAUGAGUAAUGAGGAGCUCUGUGAAUUUGUUAAAUCUAGGCUUGAGGUAUCUGAUGACCUGGAAAAUGUGUGCAAUUGGGUAGUGGACACUUGCUUACAUAAGGGAAGUCGAGAUAACAUGAGUAUUGUGCUAGUUUGCUUUUCAAAUGCCCCCAAGGUCUCAGAUGAAGCAGUGAAAAAAGACUCAGAGUUGGAUAAGCACUUGGAAUCAAGGGUUGAAGAUAUUAUGGAGAAGUCUGGAGAAGAAGGAAUGCCUGAUCUUGCCCAUGUCAUGCGCAUCUUAUCUGCAGAAAAUAUCCCAAAUUUGCCUCCAGGGGGAGGGCUUGCUGGCAAUUUGGCCUCGGAUGAAGCAGAGGAAAGUGGAUCACAGGGGAAAUUGGUGGAAGCUCUCAGGCAAAUGAGAAUUAAUCAUAGGGGAAACUACCGACAACUUCUGGAGGAGAUGCUGACUAGUUACAGGCUAGCUAAAGUAGAGGGAGAAGAAAGCCCUGCUGAACCAGCUGCUGCAGCUACUUCUUCGAACAGUGAUGCUGGAAACCCAGUGACAAUGCAGGAAAGCCAUACUGAAUCAAAAAAUGAUCAUGCUGAAUUAGAGAGCUCUAAUGAAGAUGCAGGGACAAAGAUGAGUGGUGAAAAAAUAUGA
This is a messenger RNA of Chrysochloris asiatica (Cape golden mole), 1814 nucleotides long. RefSeq names its product protein phosphatase, Mg2+/Mn2+ dependent, 1B (gene PPM1B). Gene Ontology annotation, biological process: positive regulation of canonical NF-kappaB signal transduction; protein dephosphorylation; positive regulation of canonical Wnt signaling pathway. Bases 429 to 1814 code for a protein of 461 amino acids. The record is from RefSeq and is a predicted model, not a curated record. NCBI's taxonomy places the organism in Eukaryota, Metazoa, Chordata, Mammalia, Afrosoricida, Chrysochloridae. Gene Ontology annotation, cellular component: cytosol; nucleus. Gene Ontology annotation, molecular function: protein serine/threonine phosphatase activity; manganese ion binding; magnesium ion binding. The transcript is spliced from 6 exons.